Messenger RNA from Helobdella robusta, 1869 nucleotides. RefSeq lists its product as hypothetical. The record is from RefSeq and is a predicted model, not a curated record. Lineage: Eukaryota; Metazoa; Annelida; Clitellata; Rhynchobdellida; Glossiphoniidae. The coding region runs from base 1 to 1692 and encodes 563 amino acids. The transcript has 2 exons.
AUGUUCAUUAAAACAACAGAUGUCAUAGCGAUUGUGGCGACAGUGGCUCAAAUACUCGCCUCCUCAGCUUCAGGGGCCUCAUUUCUUCCUCAUGGAUUUGAUGUCGGCGAUCAGCUGUCCCGAGACGGCAACGUCAACCUGACUACGUCCAGAAAGUUUUUGUUUUUCGAUCAGAUUUCCAGCUUUGUGAUCGUGAGGAAUGAGAAUUUGAUGUACUUCAAAAGGGGAAGUGAGAACAAUUACUCCGUCAGUUUCAAUGGAACAGGUCCGACGGGUCAGCGAUACACGUUCUUCAGGGAGUCAACUGAACCAGGUGUCCUGGCGAAUAUUGACAAAAUUUUGUGCGAGGCCUCUGAAGUUUGUGGCACUUUCAAAAGUAGUUGGAUGUUCUUGAUCACCGUAGUUUCUCAAAACACUGGUCAGGAUUCUUGCAACAGAGAUGGUCUCUGUCCUGCAAGGAUUCUCUAUCAGAUAGCCUACACGACAAACGGGGCAGCCUCCUACAUGCUUUUUAUACAAGAUAAAGACGCAUACACUCUGAGCAAUGUUGGCAUAAUUCAUGGAAAUGUGAUGAACAGCAAAAAUGUUAUAACGAACUUUACUACCGACAUCAUCGUCUUCAAAGUGAAUGAAAAAUGUUCGGUCAGUUUGAACCUGGUGAACAAUGUUUUGACCGUUCGUCCAGAAUCUGUCUUGUACUUUGGUCAGCAGGAAGUUAUAUUUGAAGGGCUCUGUUUCGAUGAGGGGACGGAUGAAACUGAUGUCCUCAUGAACAACACAGCUGUCCAGUGCUCCGUGGAAUCAAACUUCAUCAUCAUCUGUCGAACGCCGUAUUUUGACGAAAUAGGCAAGUUGGACGUGGAGGUGAAGUACAAAUAUUUUCAGUAUUCUGCGGUGCUAAACGUUAGAGACGUUAGAAACGAAUCGCAACAUUACAUAUUUGUCGAUGACAUGAAUAACCUGGUUGGCAGCGUGAAACUACCCCUUACGCAAGAAAAUGUGAUCAACCAUUUGAGUGAAGUUUUGGUGCGAGGUGUUCAGCAGAACAUCUACCACAACACGAUGGACGAUUCCUACCGAUUGGACAGUAACGAUGUUUACAUUCGUUUGCCUGUCACCUUAAGUGCUUCCAACUACUUCCCGAUGCGGUUCCUUCCAAGCUCCGAGCCUAUUCCUGAUGCUGUCAGGAUUCUACUGAGUUACAACGAGAAGACCUUCGAGGUGUUCCUGAGCAAGAAACAUGUAAAAGGCCAAACGAUGUGCAGUUAUUGGAAAUCCACCUCAAACUACCAACAACUGAGCAACUACAACAGUUUCAACAGUUAUAACGACUUCUACGGAUCGUGUCCAAAAUCCAUCAACCAGACAACUUCCGUCACAAUCUUGCUACCGGAUCAGGAUUGCAAUCCUUACAAGCGUUACAUGUGCAACUUGCUGAAACCAAACAUUUCGGAAUGCUUCCAAUCCAGUUCAAAUCCCUACUAUAAUAACUUCGGCUAUCCGUACUACCAGACGAAAUAUUCGAAAUGCUGCUACGGAUACAAUGGUCAGUUGAACCAGGAUGAAAGUUAUUUGUCUUAUGCUGACACUGAGAAGAAGUUCGACCACUUUUGGAAUAAGAUACGUCCAUUCCUCUACUGCUGCAAAUUCUCCGAUGACUGCGCUGAUGUUAAAAAGAAACUGGGAAUUUAAGUUGCUUUUUAGCGUUUCCGAAUGUUUUAUGAUUCGCUAUUGCUAUUUUAGUUUCUCAUUCGAUGGUACAUUUUAAAUCUCAUCAAACAUUAUUAAUCGACCAUAAAAAAAAUUUAAUUUAUUUCAUUUUUUAGACGUAGUUUUAUUCCUUUAGAUUUAAAUAAAUCCAGCUUCGUU